GAGGUUAUAAAAACACCCACGCCGUAGUUUUCCAGCCACCUUCCACGCACAAAUUAUCCGGCGAAUAUCCCAUUUGACUGCCCUCAGCGGCCGUUGGAGCAGUGGGUCAAACACCGACGCUAAAACUGGAGCUAUAACUUAAACAACGGGGGCUCCCGUUUAGCAGCGCCAUAGCAGCUUACCACCAAGCGCAGUGUCAUCACUUGCUGCUCUCACUGAAACGACUCUCGUUUCGGAGGAGUGCAAAUUGAUACACCGCAAAAAUCAAACCACUGCCGCCGCACAUCCUCCAAGGAAAUAAAUCAACCGAAUCAAAGCAAAAAUGGUUCAAAACAAGAUCACCGAAGUCACUGGAUUCCAUCGCUCUUUCAAGGGUCAAAAUCCCUUUGAAUUAGACGACUUCACCAAGAAUGGAUCCCAUCACCUUGAUUCUUCAUUUAAAUUUGGUUCUGCCCCAAGACACGAUAUGCCUUCAAGCCAGCCUAUUGACAUUCCCGAUGCCAAGAAGAGAAACAAGAAGAAAAAGCGUUGCAGGGCAACUGACAGUUUCUCUGGACGAUUUGAAGAUGUCUACAGACUCCAGGAAGAAGUACUAGGAGAGGGUGCCUAUGCCAGAGUGCAAGCUUGCAUCAGCCUUAUCACCAACAAAGAAUAUGCUGUCAAGAUGAUUGAAAAAAGACCAGGUCAUAGCCGCAGCCGUGUCUUCCGUGAGGUGGAGAUGCUUUACCAGUGUCAGGGCCACAGGAAUAUCCUGGAGCUGGUGGAGUUUUUUGAAGAGGAAGACAAAUUCUACCUGGUCUUUGAAAAGCUCCGAGGAGGGUCAGUCCUGGAGCAAAUUCACAAGAGGCAGCACUUCAGUGAGCGGGAAGCCAGUCUGGUUGUCUAUGACAUCGCCAGCGCUUUAGAUUUCCUGCAUAACAAAGGAAUGGCUCACAGAGAUCUGAAGCCCGAAAACAUUCUCUGUGAGAGUGCAGACAAGAUUUUUCCACUCAAGAUCUGUGACUUUGACCUGGGCAGUGGGAUCAAACUGAACAGUGACAGCUCUCCCAUCUCUACCCCUGAACUCCUCACUCCUUGUGGCUCAGCAGAGUACAUGGCGCCUGAAGUCGUGGAGGCCUUCAGCGAAGAAGCGACAAUCUAUGACAAGCGUUGCGACCUGUGGAGCCUUGGAGUCAUCCUCUACAUCAUGCUGAGUGGUUAUCCGCCGUUUGUCGGUCGAUGUGGCGGUGACUGCGGAUGGGAGCUGGGAGAACCCUGCCACACCUGCCAGAACACUUUGUUUGAAAGUAUCCAGGAAGGAAAGUACGAGUUUCCAGAGAAGGAUUGGGCUCACAUCUCCUCAAGUGCCAAAGACCUGAUAUCCAAACUUCUGGUUCGGGAUGCCAAAAAACGUCUGAGUGCGAGCCAGGUUCUGCAGCACCCAUGGGUACAAGGGGGAGCGUCUGACUCUUUAUCAAAAUCAAUCAUCCACCAGAGAAACAGCAGUGCUGUGGAUCUAACGUUCUUCGCAGACAAGGCCAUGGCCGUAAACCGGCAGCUGGCUGAACAGGACGGUAUGGAAGAGCAGCAGCAACAGGAAGUCCCGCUGGUGAUCGCUGCUGGAGGCUCCUCCAUGCGCCUCUCUCCUCCAUCCAACUCCAAGCUGGCGCGGCGCCGGCAGAGGGGCAGCCAGCCGAAGGGGGGGCCUGUCUCUGCUGCAGAGCUCUGUCAGCUCUUGGCCCCUCUCGUCAUUGUAGGAGACUGUGCUUGAACCUUUCCAAACCUGGAGUUCUCAACCUCAUUUACAAGAACUCUCUGGACUGGACUGAUCCGAGAUCCUUCCCCGUUUUGGCUCCUCUUUGACUCUUGGUUCCUCUGUUCUCUGGCUUCGAUGCCGACCUGUGAAGAAGGGUGGCGCUUUCAGCCAUCCCUCUGAAUGCCUUCUACCCUUAUGCAGCACUUCUGAAGCACAUCUACACAGGACCUGCAUAGAGCACAUUCAGGUUGGGGAGGAGGGUCGGCUCAUGAUUUGGGAAAGUGUUUCUUCUCUUUAUGACUCAGUUUAAAAGUCCAAACUUUAAAACUAAGCUCAGACACCAAAGGACUACCUGUUGUGCUGCUCCCAUGUUACAACUGGAUCCACUGUGAAUUAAGUUAUCUGGAACGUUCUUUUUGCCUGUAUGUGUACACACACACACACACACACGAGCGGCCCAGACUUAAAAGCUUAUGCAAUAUGCCAAUAUGAAGGCUGUUCUGUCUCUAAUGGAUUCUGUAUCCGAGAGGUUCAAAGGGCUUAAAGCCAAUUCUGUCUGUGCCUGGUGCAGUCCGCUCUGUGGCUAGAGACUGCUCAGACCCCCACCCCCCCAUAUACUGCAGAUCAUUUUCUUAUAUCUGAGUAUGUGUCUGAGAAAGAGCGUGCACUCAUCAGCCCGGUGGCCAUGCACUUAAUGCUGUAAGAGCAAAGAAUGUUAAUCUGUCCCUUUUUCAGUUUGUCUCCUCCACGUUAUCAGCCGCCGCAGCUCUUGUUUUCAAGUCUGAUGGCAUGAAGAUUGAACAGUUUGUGGUACGGGGGGUCUGGCCACCCAAAAUUAUUUCUUUUUUUUUUCUUAUCAGGCCAAUUUCAGGUUCUCUAAAUUGUUUAACAAGUGAAAUUGGGGCAGUGUUACUUUCAUUGUAAGCAAUCCACUUUUUUUUUUUUUUCUACAAGUAGAAUUUUGUAUAUAUAUAUUUUUUUUCUACUGUUGAAUUUGUGCAUUUGAUAUAACCUUAAAUAUUUUGCAAGUAAAGGUUAGAAAUCCUUGAAGGGGUUUGAAAAAGCACACGGCCACUGUGACCAGAGUAUCUUUAUUUUAUUAUUCUUUUGCUCUCUAUUGGAUCCGUUAAAAAUUUGACAAAUCUUGAUUUCUUUUGCCACGCAGAAUUUCCAGAACUCAACUACUU
This is a messenger RNA of Cyprinodon tularosa, 2922 nucleotides long. RefSeq names its product MAPK interacting serine/threonine kinase 2b (gene mknk2b). Gene Ontology annotation, biological process: peptidyl-serine phosphorylation; intracellular signal transduction; protein autophosphorylation. NCBI's taxonomy places the organism in Eukaryota, Metazoa, Chordata, Actinopteri, Cyprinodontiformes, Cyprinodontidae. Gene Ontology annotation, molecular function: calcium-dependent protein serine/threonine kinase activity; calcium/calmodulin-dependent protein kinase activity; calmodulin binding. The coding region runs from base 323 to 1750 and encodes 475 amino acids. The record is from RefSeq and is a predicted model, not a curated record. Gene Ontology annotation, cellular component: cytoplasm; nucleus. The transcript has 14 exons.